This is a messenger RNA of Rhipicephalus sanguineus (brown dog tick), 487 nucleotides long. RefSeq names its product carboxypeptidase M-like. Bases 5 to 487 code for a protein of 160 amino acids. Gene Ontology annotation, molecular function: metallocarboxypeptidase activity; zinc ion binding. Gene Ontology annotation, cellular component: cell surface. Gene Ontology annotation, biological process: proteolysis. The record is from RefSeq and is a predicted model, not a curated record. The transcript has 4 exons. NCBI's taxonomy places the organism in Eukaryota, Metazoa, Arthropoda, Arachnida, Ixodida, Ixodidae.
UGCAAUGAAGUCGUGUAUCCUGCUCGAACUAUGGCUGCUGCUAGUGGGUGUGUACCUCGUUCACCGUUGUCAAGCCACAUUUCCAUCGAAUGUUGGCAACACCAAGGCACUCAGCUACUACAACCACGACGAGAUGACUGCCUUCCUGAACGAGACCAGUCAACGCUACCCGGGUUUCACCAAGCUCUACACUAUUGGAAAGUCUGUAGAAGGUCGUGACUUGGGGGUACUGUUGGUGACCAAGGAUCCGGAAAAUGAAAUAUUGCUCAAGCCCAACGUCAAGUACGUGGCCAAUAUACACGGCGAUGAGACUGUGGGCCGCCAGAUGAUGGUAUACCUGAUCUCGCACCUGCUGACUCAAUACAACGUGGACCCGAACGUCCGUCAUUUGGUGGACAAUACGCGCAUACACAUCAUGCCCAGUAUGAAUCCCGACGGCUACGCUGCCGCCAAAGAGGGCGCCUGCAACGACGUAAGAGGAAGUUAA